AUGGGUUCAAGAUCAAAAGUUGCAGAGAAGAGGCUAUAUAUGCCCGAAGAUAGCCUUAUUUCAUCAGAAAUUGCUGUCCUCUCAGGGGGAUGUGAUUUACAUGGACAUCCUUUGGUUAUUCUACCAUCUCAGCGCUACCCCAAUCUUGUCCAACUCAACCAAGCUGAUGUUAUCAGGCUGUUGAAAUACCUUGCUUUCCUCUCGAGGUCUUGGUACAAAGAGGCUGGUCUCUCCCUUCUUCUUGACUUCCGCAACUCCAGGACAGCUGAUAUCAAGCAUAUUGUGGAAUUGAUUCAGAUGUUCCAGAAUGACAGCAGAUCCAUCCAAAGUAUGUACAUUAUUUGCCCAGAAGAUAAACAAGUGAAGAAACAAUUGAAUAGAGAAAUCCACUCUCGCCAGGAAAGAGGACAGCUUGAUUUUCAGACAGAACAGGUGUAUGGCACAGGAAACCUCUUGACCUUCAUAGAUGCCAGCCAAUUGCCUCCGUCCUUUGGAGGAACACUGUCGUACGAUCAUAAAGCAUGGAUCAGACUGCAAAAAAAAUUGGAAGAAUUCUAUUUUACUUCUGAAUACGUCAUGAACCACCUUCCAAAAGCUGUGGAUGAGAUGAAAUCUUUAAAAAGAAUGCGCACGAAGAAAGAACCUUCUGGUGGUGAUCUGGUGCUGCAGAGAACAGAGACUAAAAGAGCUCAGAUAAAACGUGAUCUGACUCUUGAUUCCGCUCUCGAGGAGGUGCAUCAUCUAAACGAACUGUCACUCAGACCCCAACAUGACAGGACGUUCUCAGUGAUGUCAAAGAAACCGCAGUUUGCUCCAAUGAUGGAGACAAUCAAGCCAUACCGGGACAAACUCAUUCAGGCCAAGCGGCAACUUGACGAAGCCUGGAACGGAAAAAUUUCGUCGCAACCGGUUGUAACUAGUUCCCAAUAUGAUGACGUACAUGAGUUGAGAGAGAACCUUAGUCGGUUAGUGAGGUGGAUUCGUGGUGAUGCUGAAGAUCAGUUGAACUUAUUCUCCCAAGGAUGUGUCUCUCUUCGCACAGCCAAUCAAAACAAAGGAAAGUUUGACCGCGAGUUUCAUCCACUGGCGAAGGAAGUCUUAACGCAAGGUAGAGAGUUAGCUGAGAGAGCCAACGAAAUGAGCACAAGAAAUCUGCGAGAUAAGAGACCGCUUCAAACAGCGUCUAAAGUUCUACUGUCAGAUCUGACAAGCUUUCGCAGUAAAGUCGAAAACACCAAGAAAUGGUUGGAAGAUUCCGUUAAUUUUUACAACCUUUUAGCGAAGGCAGAUAUGUGGUAUAGUAAAGCUGCCGAGUUUUGGCCGUCAAACUCGACCUCCAGCAAAAGUACCAGCAGCUCUGUGUUAUCUCCUGCUUCUAAUGGCGACUUACAACAGCAUGAAGAUAGAUUGUCAAGGUUCCUUGCAAAAUUCCCACCCCUCUCCUCAAAGGAACUUUUGCAGUUAGAAUCAUUCUUGGAAAAGGUCCCGGAUACUAAGCAGAGGAACCAGGCCAAGUUGCUGAUUCACCGUUGUAAAGAACUGGAAAAAAUCAUCCGAGCCCGCGAGACUCACUUAGUGGUUGGGAAUGGAAGAGGGGGAGCUGGGGACAACAGGAAAGCUGAAGUUACCGAUCGAAGUUCAAGGAGAUCCACUGGUCAGGUCCUAGAUGAACCUUAUUACAGUAGAAUCGAAGACCUCCAUGGUAGAAUCACGAAUAACAGGGAUGUGUCGCACUACCCAAGGCCAGGUGACCGUUCCUCAUCUCCAGGGAACCUCGUUCUCCCAACCCCUCCCAGGAGUCGACCCUCAUCAGCAUUGAAUGGUACCGUGAGGGACUCGGAACGAAAGCAGUAUGGCGGUCCAGAGCGGAGGCUACAAUCCAAAACUCUAGAUUCGCACCAGUCCUAUUCUAUGAACAAUGUGGGGCGCAGAGUUACAACGGAGGGAUCAGAAAGCCAAACCUGUCCACCUGGGGUGACUGGCAGAUACCUGAAACAUAAUGGUGGAAUGGGGCCAAGAGAUAGCCUGGACGGGUGGGCGGGGUACAAACAUUCUCCCAUAAGGGAAAUUGUAAGGAAUGAAGAUGUGACGUCUAACUCGGUUGUAGACUCCCAAGUGGCAACUCAAAAAGUUGCGCCGAAAAAACCAGAGCGGAAAAAACUUAAAAAGCAAACAUCGAGUAAGAUGGAGCACUUAAUUCAGGAGCAAAUGAGACUUGAAAAAGAACUCGAGCAACUUCAGAAAAUGCGCGAAAAUCUUGUUCCUCCACUUGAUUUACGACAGUUAAAUACAAACUAUAUGAACGGGUCUGUAUUGCAUGACGAGUAUUGUCCGAGCGAAAAAAUAGUAUCAAGUUCUUAUCCAAGGAGAAGUGACCAGAUCAAAAGAUUGUCGAGUUCAAGAAGUAAAAAAAUGGUAGAUGAUUUAACUUCCAGUCCCACGCACUCAACUGCUAGACCGGAACUGACGUCGGAUGAUUCAGUGGACCGUGAAGUGGAAGGGUUACUCAGAGAAGUGUCGUUGUUGAAGGAGGAGGAGGAUGACACAGCGCCACUAAAACAUGCUUAUCUUUCACCAGAAAGUUCGAAUGUCCUACACAGGAGUGAACUUCAACGAUCGUCAUCAGAGAUGCUUCUGAACGGCUAUCGCACAAGCAUGCACGAUCCUGAUAUUACAAACAGCCACGUUCAGCAAAGCAAUUUUACAUCACUUCAAAAUAGUCCGCAAAUUUCCUCCGCACAGAGAAAUCAACCGGCAGCCCAUAGCGUAUCACUAGAUAAGGUUCAACACUUUUGCUUGUUAAAGAAACAGGAGAUGUACUGGAUGAACCAGAUCAGAAGUCGGCGACAUAUCCUUUCACAGAAACUCGAUACUCUUGUUCGGCAAGAUGUGGAGGAGCAAUAUUUUUACUCGCAAGAGGAGCUCAGUAAAACGGAAAAAGCCAUCGCAGAUUUAUUUCAGUCUUUAUCCCAUCAAGAAGUACAAUGGUUGUUGAAAAACGGCAUGGUGUCUUCGAAUCCGGAUUAUGCGCGCUCACCGCAUAAUAUGCACGCGUUGCAGACCAAUAAUUACGUAAAUCCGUCGUUACCUUUCAAUCAGUUUGGCCAUCAGUUUCAAUCUCGACAGCAACACCAGCAUGCUCUUACUCCUGUCGCUCCAGCUCCCUUAGUAAACGGUUCACAUACACCACAAAUGUUUAGAUGUCAGUCAACAAAUCCUGUGUUACAUACUUCGACAAAUGCUCCUCCGUUGUACAUUUUUGGUUCAGAAAAUACAGCAAGAGUGAGCAAUAGUUAUCAUUCCCAAGACGUUACAAAUGCAUCAGCAAUGACUUUUGUUAAGCCUCCUUCUUCCAAUAAAGAAACCCAGACUUUAAAUGGUGGCGAUCAGAUUCAAAAUGGAGUGGAUUUCGAUCCCAGGUUAAGACACGAAGUGAAAACGCCUGAGACAAUGGAAAAAGCCAAUCUUGUUAGGGAACCGAUGGAUGUGGGCGUUAGAACUCAUGAUUUUAGUGGGCAGCACCUUGAAAACGACAGUUCUGCGGCAAGGAAGCUUCCUGAACCUGGUACUAGUAAGCACAUAAUUAAGGCUGUUGAUUCUAAUGUCCAUCCGGAAGAUGAUGAAAGCUUGGAACGAGAUCUUGAAGCACCUGUCGGUCGUACGAUUGUUGAGCAACGAAGCAAAAGAGUCGGAAAGCAGCCUUUGCAAGUCGUGAACAACAAAGAUGUUCACUCUAAUACGGAUGACGGGCAAAAGCCCGUUUUCAAACAGGCAAGUUUUGACGAUCACGAAGUCGUGAAACUCAAGGCAAAGCUAGAAGAAGAACAAAAGGAAUUACAAGAUAGUCUCAAGAGAGAACAGAACAAAUUUAUGGAAGAACAGCGUCGGUUAAGGGAGGAAGAAGAAAGGCAGAACGAAUGGAUCAGACAGCAAAAAAUAGCGGAACAAGAGAACCUAGAGCGCAGCCGUCAGAGUCCAGCUAAAACUGUAGAAGCGGCUCAGGUGGAAGAAAAAGACUGGUCAGUGGACGAGGAGCGUGAGUCAAGUGACAGAGAAGUCCAGGAUAUCCGCCAGAAACGCCUGUCAUAUUUCCGAUCUAGAACGAACACCGAACCAGUUGACGAGGUCAGCGGAGCAGAGGAAGCAAUAAAUGCAGAAUCACAGCAGGAUUUAAAUGAUAAUGGUGGAAAGGAGAACGAUGCGGAGGAGAUUGAGAUGUACGACCAAAAACUACCCCAGCAGUCGAAGGUUCUGUCAAACGAGGAAGAAAUUGUUUUGGAGGAAGGGCGCUCCGAAUCGAACCCACCCAAUCAUGAUCGAAAUUCGUCUUUCACAGAAAGCCAGCUGGAGGAUAUUGACAUUGAACAAUUCGAUUUUGUGAGCGAGGAGAGUAAAAUUUCACCAGAAGAUGAACUCAUAGAGCUGCUUAAGUCUGGAUCUAUUGAUAUGUCUUCGCCAGAACAUUCGAGAGACAGUUCCGAAGUACCCGAAGAUGAUCAACUGGUAUCUUUGGAUGUAGUCGAAGACGAUCAUGUGGAAUACUCGGAUGUAUCCGAAGAUGAUCAACGCAUAUCUUCGGACCUGCCCGUUGACGAUCAUGUGGAAUCCUUGGAUAUACCCCAAGGCGAUCAACUGGAAUCUUCAGCGACUAACUUAGGUUGGUUUUCCUCAGAAGGGAGGGGAAGUAAUUUUGUGGAGUUAAAUUCUUCUGUUUUUACAAACGCUGAACCGAAAUAUGGGGCCGAGUCGGAUAGUGAUGAAGAUGUGAUAGAGAGAUUUGAUGCCAGCCUUCAUGAGGAAGAGCCGCAGGAUUUCAAAGAUAAUGUCAAGGUUGAUUUAAAAGAAAAUGAACACCUGUCAAGUGAACAGCAAAUCGAAGAUGUCAUUGACCAAGGCGGAGACGAUGAAUUGGAAGACACUCUGUUAUCAGACAGCACCGCUAACAUCCGGGAACUUGUCGCGAGGUUGGGAGAGAUUGAGGACGAGAUGAGUGACAGCGGAGAUGAGGGAAUGGGAACGAGAGAAAUGACGAAGAAAUCUUCAGACGAAGAGUUCGAGGAAAUCGAAAGAUUAUUGUACGAGGAAAAAGCCCGCAUUGAAGCUGAGAAAGAUAGCAUGCGGCUGGCUAAGGAAUCGGUCAAUGAAUCUUCUGAUGAUGAGUUUGAGCGGCUCGAGAAAGCGUUAUACGAACAGAAGGCUCGAAGCGAAGGUGACAACGAAGGUGAUGACUCGCCUCAAGAAUUAACAAAGACGGCUUCUGACAAAGAAUUGGAGCAACUCGAAAAAAUGGUAUUCGAUUCAGAACCUGCUAAAGAGUUGAAAAAAGGAGAUUACCCGCAAAAACGUGACGGUGCUAUGACGAACCAAUCAGAAGUCGUUAAACGUUCAAAUCAUGUCGCCUCAUUUCCGAACUUUCCUGUUUCUACGAGAAAAGCCGAUGAAGAAGACGAUCUUCUUGAUAUUAUUGGCUCUAGCGACUCUGACGACACACUGAGUUCAGGAGAUGAGAAAGAUCAACCCAACCUUGUUGUCGCCGAGGCUUCCGAUGACCGAGAGACACUGGGCUCUGAUGAAGAGGAGAAAAUCCCGGUGUUGUGGACUGUGUCAGCUCGUACCAGUGCCCCCGCACCGCCCGUGAGCGCGGCAGUUGCGAGUGAACACAACGUCGCGUUUGAGCGUAGUGGAGGAAUUGUAGCAGUAAUCGAUAAUGGCUCCGGUUUUUGUAAAGCUGGCUUCUCCAAUGAACAGCAGCCACGCGUGGUUUUCCCAGCAGUCGUUGGUAAACCUCGACAUCAGGAGGCCAUGAUGCAAGAUUACAGAGAUUACUAUGUCGGUGAUGAAGCACAAAACAUGCGCGGUGUGUUGACUCUCAAGUACCCGUUGGAGCAUGGGAUUGUAAUGAACUGGGAUGACAUGGAAUCGAUUUGGGGUCACACUUAUGACCAGCUGCGGGUCCUGUCCCAGGACUACCCGGUCAUGUUGACAGAGGCGCCCUUGAACCCAAAGUACAACAGAGAGCGUAUGCUACAGAUCAUGUUUGAGACAUUUGAGGUGCCAUGUCUGUACAUAGCUGUGCAGGCUGUCAUGGCCUUGUAUUCUACGGGACGAACUACUGGCACCGUUUUCGACUGCGGUGACGGGGUGAGCCAUACUGUUCCAGUUUAUGAGGGCUACUGGCUCCCUCACGCCACCCAGAGAAUGGACCUCGCGGGAAGGGACCUCACCAAGUAUAUGAUGAGAAUCCUUACGGAGCGGGGUUACUCGUUUACGACCACAGCGGAGAGAGAGAUCAUACGCGACAUUAAGGAGAAACUUGCCUAUGUGGCCCUUGAUUUUGAGCACGAACUACAGGAGUCUGAGACAAGUGACAAAUUUGAGGAGUUAUAUAUGCUUCCUGAUGGUCAGUCCAUACGCGUGGCAAAUGAGCGAUUCCGCUGCCCAGAAGUAUUAUUCAAUCCCAGCAUGCUUGGCAUGGACAUGGUUGGAAUACACGAGUCCAUUUACAACUGUAUCAAGAAAUGCGACAUUGACAUCAGAAAGGACUUACUUGAAAAUAUAUUACUAUCAGGUGGAAGUACAAUGUUACCUGGACUUCCUGAUCGCCUUCAUAAGGAGAUAUCAACUCUUGUUAAUCCACGUGACCCUGGCCGGGUCAGAGUUGUCAGCCCUGAUGACCGGAAGUACGCUGUAUGGAGCGGAAGUGCCGUGUUGGCUGGACUCUCAACAUUCCCACAGAUGUGUAUUUCUGUGCAGGAGUACGACGAAAUGGGACCAGAAAUAGUGCACAGAAAAUGCUUUUGAUUUUGCUGCAAAGUUUAGCUGAGAAAAAUCCGAAUAUUGCGACUAUAAUAAUGACUAAUUCAUGAUAUUAAUGUUACAGUUAUCAGGUACAUGAGAUGUUGAUAUGUAGCCAAUUAAUUUAUGGAUAGUUUUUUUUUAAAAGACAAAUGUUACAGGUACAGUUAUUCUGCUCUAUUUAUUUGCCAGGUCACACAGGAAAGAAAUACUACAUGCACCUAGUUUAAUUUAAAUGCAUUUUUAUCAGAUUUUGAUCGUCAUAUUUUUUAAUUCUUGUAUGCCAGAUACAACACAAUUACAAUUCAUAAAAUAUUACCAUUUUGCUCGGACACUUUGAUGCGCCAGCCAUCAAACUUUUGUCAGGAACCCGUAACCCUUUAACUCCCAAGAUCUCAUUAGAAAUUCUCCUUACUGUCUGCCAUGCAGAGGAUUUACACAUCUUAAAGGACUCUGAAGUUUUUUAUUAUUAUUAUUAUUAGAACACUAAAUUUUUACAAACGAAAUGUCAUAACUCAAAAAAAUAUUUACCUAAGUUAAAAUAGUUCCUUCUUUGUAAAGUUUAUAUAUCACUUUAUGCAUAAAUUUAUUAUAAAACAAAUCGCAAAGAUAUUUAUCAGGA
This is a messenger RNA of Pocillopora damicornis (cauliflower coral), 7417 nucleotides long. RefSeq lists its product as uncharacterized. The record is from RefSeq and is a predicted model, not a curated record. NCBI's taxonomy places the organism in Eukaryota, Metazoa, Cnidaria, Anthozoa, Scleractinia, Pocilloporidae.